Molecule: messenger RNA, 1738 nt
Organism: Sorex araneus (European shrew)
Lineage: Eukaryota; Metazoa; Chordata; Mammalia; Eulipotyphla; Soricidae
Gene: MSX1
Product: msh homeobox 1
Exons: 2
Coding region: 167-1081 (304 amino acids)
Biological process (GO): regulation of transcription by RNA polymerase II; embryonic morphogenesis
Cellular component (GO): nucleus
Molecular function (GO): RNA polymerase II transcription regulatory region sequence-specific DNA binding; DNA-binding transcription factor activity, RNA polymerase II-specific
Source: RefSeq, a predicted model, not a curated record
CUCGGCCUGCGCCGCGGCGCCAGCGAUCUGCCAGGCCCGGGGCCGGAGCGGGCCUCGUGGGGAGGGGCGGGAGGCGCGCGCGGGAGGGCCCGGCCGGCCAGGGCCCCGGGCGCGCCCAGAGGCGGCCGGCGCUCCAGGCCCGCCCGCAGCCCAUGCCCGGCUCUGCAUGGCCCCGGCUGCUGACAUGACUUCUUUGCCACUCGGUGUCAAAGUGGAGGACUCCGCCUUCGGCCAGCCGGCGGGGGGCGGCGGGGGCCAGGCCCCCAGCGCCGCGGCGGCCGCUCCCACGGCCGCAAUGGGGGCCGACGAGGAAGGGGCCAAGCCCAAAGUGUCCCCGUCGCUGCUGCCCUUCAGCGUGGAGGCGCUCAUGGCCGACCACAGGAAGCCCGGGGCCAAGGACAGCGCCCUGGCGGCCUCCGAGGGCGCGCCGGCGGCCGGCGGCUCCGCGCAGCCCCUGGGCGCCCGGCCCGGCUCCCUGGGCGCCCCGGACGCGCCGGCCUCCCCGCGGCCGCUCGGCCCCUUCUCGGUGGGAGGGCUCCUCAAGCUGCCCGAAGACGCGCUCGUCAAGGCCGAGAGCCCCGAGAAGGCCGAGCGCACCCCGUGGAUGCAGAACCCCCGCUUCUCCCCGCCCCCGGCCCGCCGGCUGAGCCCCCCAGCCUGCACCCUGCGCAAGCACAAGACCAACCGCAAGCCGCGGACGCCCUUCACCACGGCGCAGCUGCUGGCGCUGGAGCGCAAGUUCCGGCAGAAGCAGUACCUGUCCAUCGCCGAGCGCGCCGAGUUCUCCAGCUCGCUCAGCCUCACCGAGACGCAGGUGAAGAUCUGGUUCCAGAACCGCCGCGCCAAGGCCAAGAGACUGCAGGAGGCCGAGCUGGAGAAGCUGAAGAUGGCCGCGAAGCCCAUGCUGCCCCCAGCGGCCUUCGGCCUCUCCUUCCCGCUCGGCGGCCCUGCGGCCGUGGCCGCCGCCGCCGGCGCCUCCAUCUACGGCGCCUCCGGCCCCUUCCAGCGCGCCGCGCUGCCCGUGGCGCCCGUGGGACUCUACACGGCCCACGUGGGCUACAGCAUGUACCACCUGACAUAGAGGCCCCAGAUGCUGGGCUUCCCAACCACGCGCGGAUGCUCCCCGCCCCGAACCUCUUGGCGACCUCCCCGCAGCCCCUGGGGCUCCUCCCGCGGCUCCUCUCACCCCAGUCCGCUCGCUGCAGUGACUUCGCCUUUCCCAGAGUGGCGUGGCGGGGAGGGUCCCUGUAACUCGCCUAAAAUCCAGCUCCCCCAUCCCCCGUUUGGGAGGCUGAGGACCCUGCAGCCAGAGAGGUUUUCUAAGUCCCCCCACAGCGGCGGGGCGCCCUGGCCCCAGAGGCUUCUCCAUAGCCGCCUCCGCCAGGCUCCGAAGGGCCAAGGACAAACCGCGGGUGCUGGCUGGGAGGCCGAAGAAGCGUCCAGAAAGAGAAGGUCACUGGAGAGAGCCUCGGAGGCCCCAGCAACCCGGUGGCAGUCCAGCCUUGGCGGGGGUGGGGUGGUGGAUACCCCUGUGUGUCGCCAAGGUAGGUGGAAGGAACCGCUCUUAGCAAACCCACUCAAAGCAACCCCUCGCGGUGAAACGGAACCCCCCCCCCUGCUCCUAUUUAACGCACAUCUGCGUGGUUCUCCGAAUCCCUUUGGAAGGGAUCGCGUGUAAUAUACUGUAUAUUGGAAAUUUUAUUAUCAUUUAUAUUAUAGCUAUAUUUGUUAAAUAAAU